UGUUUUUAAAAUUUUUGUGAAUAAGCUUCAUUGUUUGUGUUGCAACGUUAAUUUUUUCUCUUACGUGGUGUUUCAUCAUCAAUUUUCUAAGUUCCUGUAAUAACUAAGUUUCAUCGCCAAGUUUCAUCGUUUAGCGCUAUGUCUUUGUUGUUGUGUUUGUGUUUUUAUUUUCUUUGAAUAACUAUAAACAUUUAUGUUUCUUUUUUUACUCAUGUAGAAGUUUUACAAAUAUCUCCUGGAUUAAACAAGUAUUGGAUCUCUGAAUGUGAUGAAACAUUCAAACCAAGGCUUGGCAUGGUAUUCAAAACCCUUGAGGACGGUAUUGAGUUUUAUAGGCAGUAUGCGGGUGCUUGUGGCUUCGACUCUCGUAUUGGUUCUCAAACUAAGGAAUGCCGGCCUAGGACAAACACUGUUGUUUGGAAAUAUGUUGUGUGCAAUAGAGUCGGUUUCAAGAAUCCUGCUAAAUCCAAACUGGUAGAAGCCAGUCAUGGUCCUGUGUUUAGCGCUGUUAGUAAUGAACAGCCAGAACGCUCACAUAAUGACGCAGAGGCUCACAUUUUGCCAGAGCAAGCAGAACCUUCACAAAUGUGCUUGCCUAAUUGCACACCAGUUCUUUUAAAAGUGCUUCCUAUUAUUUAGCACAUAUGAUGUUAUCUAAAUGCACACUCCAUUUAUUACAAAU
This is a messenger RNA of Cuscuta epithymum, 682 nucleotides long. The record is from the annotation of a GenBank genome assembly. NCBI's taxonomy places the organism in Eukaryota, Viridiplantae, Streptophyta, Magnoliopsida, Solanales, Convolvulaceae.